Macrosiphum euphorbiae (potato aphid) is the source of this 561-nucleotide messenger RNA. NCBI's taxonomy places the organism in Eukaryota, Metazoa, Arthropoda, Insecta, Hemiptera, Aphididae. The record is from the annotation of a GenBank genome assembly.
AUGAAAGACAACAAAAUCUAUGUUAAACAGAUCUUGAUACAAUUACACAUGACAAAUACUUCAAACACUAAAAUCGUGAAUGCCAUAAAAAAUUUGGACCAAAAAGUACAAAUUAUUAUGAUAUCGGAUUCUAGAAUUAAAUCUUUAGCUCUACCUAUUCCCACAUUACCCACUGCUUUCAUUAAUUUACUACCGGCAAAAUCCAUUGAAGAAGUAGAUUUACUAGAAUCUCUUUUAUCAGAUGAGACUGAUGGGUUAAAGAAUCAAGAAGAAUUGAAAACUUAUGUUUAUAUGAAAGUUGGAAGUAUUAAUUCCUUUAGUGCAGCAAUACGACAAGCAAUUGACACAUGCUUUAUUUAUAAAAUAUUAUCUACCUUCAGUUAUAAAGGGAAAACAAAACGAGGUUUUGUUAAUUUAAAAUUAUUCUCAAUCUUUUAUGCAGCUUUGUCUGGUUUUCGAACUGAUAAACAGAAAGAAAUUACAUUCCACAAUGUUACAGACAAUUACAUCAGACAUUCUGGCUUUCUAGUCUCAAAAGAAAUAUCAUCUUCAGUGUUGUAA